Pelagomonas calceolata is the source of this 2439-nucleotide messenger RNA. The record is from the annotation of a GenBank genome assembly. NCBI's taxonomy places the organism in Eukaryota, Pelagophyceae, Pelagomonadales, Pelagomonadaceae.
CUUUGCCAAUGCGCUGCCGAGCAGGCGUGGGGAGCGGUGGCGCGCCGAGACGCUGACGCACGGCGACGUAUCGUGCAGCGCCGGAUCGCAGCGCGCGAAUCGGGUAGCCCUUUCGCACUAGCGCACAGCCCCACCUGAAACCCAGGGCAGCCAGCACGAUGGUGCUCGCGCUCAUCAAGAAGCCCUUCGUCUGGGUGUGGGCACUCAUAACAGCACCAAUACGAUGGCUGCGCGGCGGCAGGAGGAGGCACCGGCGCGGCCUCUUCAGCAAAGUGGGCGACCUGAUGCCGACGUUUUCGUUUAUGUCGUUCGUCCGAGGCGGUCAGGACGAAUCAAUACCGAUGCAGUGCGAGCGCGACCAGCAACCAGGCGAGGAAGCGCCGCCCGCGCGAGUGGUGGAAGAGGAAGCGCCGCCUCCCCCAAAGAAGAAGCGCGUCGCGUGGUCGAAGAAGGCGGCCACGACCAAAUUACAAGCUAGAUGGCGCGGCAGGAAAGCGAGGCAGAACUCGAAGCGGCGGGCGCCGCCCCGACGGCAGCAGUCCUUCUCCGAGGGUACCCUUGGCAUACAUAGGGACGUGCAUCCCCUUACCAGGGAAGACAUCUUGGCUCGGAGAGCUAUCGCGCACUGUCGCCUAAGGCAGAAGGUCGGGCGCUUCGUUACGGUAGCGUGGCCCGUGCUCAACUUCGUGAAAAGCUGUAUCAGGUGCUACGUCGGCACUUGCUUACGAGUGUUACUCUUCAUUUUUGUCCAAUUGCCGAUGCUGGGACGAACGAGGAGGGACUUCAAGUGGCCUCUGCUCACAGCAGCCUGCAACGCCUUCCUGACGCUGUUCUGGCCGCGACUGCGAAUCAUCGUCUCGAACGUCUUGCGGGAUCGCGUCCGAGAGAUCGUCAACGAUGUAUUAGAUGGCAUGCCCAAUCCACCAAUCAAGUCACUGGUCUCGCUAGAAUGCAACCUCGGCCGACGAGCGAUCACGAUCGAAGAGGCGUGGCUCUCGACGUCCUACCACUCCUACGAUUUCCUAGACUUACACCUAGUUUGCUCCUUCGAAGGCGACACGCUGGAGUUAGUUUCCGAUUUAUGUGUCGAUUCCAGGAAUAAACUCCUCCCGCAGCUCACGGCGGUCGUCCGAGGUUUAUCCUUUCAAUCCGAGCGCCUCAAGGUCAAGUUCGGACCCUUGUCGACGUCAUUGCCCUGCUUCGGCGCCCUGCAAGUCGCCUUCGCCGAGGCUCCGAAGGUAGACCUCCGGGCCAAUGUCACUGCCUUAGAUGCGAUCUCCCUGACCGGUUUUAGUUCGUUCAACGUCAUCAAUAGUUUUGUGGAGAAACUCGUGCAGAAUCUACUGCGGAACCACUUCUGCUGGCCUAGAGCAGUUAUUGUACCAACAAAAGGCUGGGCCCACAAUAUUGGGGCCGUGCCGCGAUGCGACGAGGAGUGGUGGGGUGAUGGGAUAAGGUUGGAGAAGCAGCGGGAGCUCGUGAAGGGGGCUUUAUCUUUAUCUGUAUUUGACUGUGCGACGGCGGGGCCCAUGUCCAUUAACGGCUCGACGUUCUAUGUGCGAGCGAGCGUUGGUUCUAGGAUAAAAGAAGCUCCCCUCGUCUUGAACGACCGCUCUGAAAACGCACAGUGCACCUUCGACUUCCACAUCAAGCCCGAUGUGGAUGACAUCAAACUAGAAGUGUAUGAGCGAAGUAAGAAAAAAGACCUAGGCGUAAGUACGACGAAGGACAUGUUACUCGGCCAGGCCGUGCUCGAUCACGUGCAAUCCAUCGAUAGCUUGCCGCCCCACGUCAAGGUGCGACGCGUCUUAAAACUGGAAAAGCAGCAGACCCAGCUCCAGAGCGGCCUGGAGUACGUUGAGAAGAAGAUGGGCAAGGUGUACCGCAAGGUCGUCAAGGCCGAGGAGGAGGUCAUCCACGAAGGCAAGGUCUGUUGCGGGUGUGCGAAGGACCAACGGACCCACAAGACCUCGAAAGUGGCCAAGAAGGCUAGAAAGAAAGCUGUAGGCGACGAGCGGAAGCUGCCCGAGAAGAGUUCGUUCACCCGCAAGCACUCAUUUGAUUCUCCUAGGGCUUCGUCGGGCCUCGGUUUCAGAGCGACGCAACUGAAAGUCGGCCUGGAGUGGGCGCCGGCCUUGACUCUACGUCGCCAUUUCCACCACCGCCUCAUGCUCGGUCUGGUGGCGGUGUUGGUCGUCGCGAUGGGGCGGUGGGUGUACGCGGAGAUCCAUAGUCGGACGUGGUUGGCGGACUUCUGCGGCCUCGCGGUCGAUGUCGUCGCGUCGGGCGCGCUCGCGGCGCCGUUCCUCGUGACGGCCGGGAUGAGGCUGCUGCACCGGGCGCACGACUAUGCCGCCGGCGACAUCUACGCCGACGCAUCGGCGGGGAAAGUGAUAGCCGCGGAGGACUGGUAGCUCGGCGCUUAAGUUUAUUUGUGUA